AUGCUUCAAGAGGAGGCUCCAAAGCGUGUCAAUGUUGACGAAGUGCUAGAGAAGGUGACUGGUCCCCGAGGAUUAUGGCAAAACGCCAUUCUACUGGUUGUUUGUAUUUCGAUGUCCGUUCCUGUUCUUUUCCCAGUUUUCUCCAACGCCGUGCCUCGAUACCGGUGUGCUUUAGAUGAGGCAAACGAGGCCUAUUUGGCUAAUAAGUUGGUUGCAGGAGGAGAAUUUGAAAAUGAAACAAGGCAUCUCACAUUCGACGAAGCAGCCAGACUAGUUGGGCCCUGGUUUGCCACAGAUGAAGACGUCACUGUCAAUCAACACUCAUAUGGUUGCUCACGAUUCAAAGAUCUUAAUUUAACUAGUCCAAAGGAAAGUGGAGGUGCUAGGUCCACCGAAUCCUGUGUAAAUGGAUAUGUCUAUGAAUCGAUGGAAAAUCAAUAUCCGAGCACAAUAGUUGCCGAGUGGGACCUGGUAUGUGAAGAUUCCUGGAAGAAUCCUUUCUCCACUUCCGUCUAUAUGUUUGGAAUGAUGAUGGGCUUCUUGUCGGGAGGUUUCCUGAGUGGUCUGCUAGGUCGGAAGAGGGCUCUUUACUUGGCAACCAUCGUUGAAUGUGCUUUCGGUCUGGCAGUCACAUUCGCUCCAACUUAUGAGUGGUAUAUUGCACUGCGCUUCUUCCUGGCAGCUGCAUGUACAGUCAAGGUGGCAGCAGUGUCUGUGAUCACAGUGGAGAUUACAACUGCUCGUUAUCGUGCCUUCUUCUCUGCCAUAUUCUCCUUCUUUUUUCAGUGUCUUUAUCGCAUACUGCAUGCUCUAUGCGCGAUGUUUAUUCAUGAGUGGCGGUAUCUUCAUCUCAUGAUAAUGAUACCCGGAUUCAUUGGUCUGUUUGCAAUUCUCGGCUUGCCAGAAUCGCCCCGAUGGCUUGUCUCACAAGACAGGGAUAGAGCGGCCCUUAAGACACUUUACAAAGCAUAUAAGGUGAAUUCCACUUGCAAAAGUGGACGACGAUUAACGUUUGAAGAGUUUCUUGAAGAGACGAGUCAUCCUAACGUCAGCGAUGGUCCUAAGAAACCGAAGAAGGCGUUCAAGCUGACAAGCUUUUUAAGAGGCGUUGGAAAAGGCUUUGCUGCACCCUACCAAAACACUGAUAUCGCCAAGAGGUCGGUAAUUUCCACACUCCUUUUCACUGGUCAAAUGUGUGCCUUCUUUGGAAUGCUCUUUUAUACUCAGGUCAUUCGAGGUUCAGUGUACUACGUCUCCAUAUUAAACGGUCUAACUUCAAUUCCUGGAACUCUGAUUUCAACUCUUCUUUAUUGGAGACUUAAAAGUCGUAGGAAACCUCUCUUAGUCCUCUACGGCAUGUCAGUUGCAAUUCUUCUCAUCGGUGGUCUCUACACAGUGGUGGGUAAGCCCGAGUCAGAAAUCCCCUUGAUUGUGUGCUGCAACAUCACUUUAGUUUUGCUCGGAGCUUCUUUGAACAUGCUUUUCAUUUACACACCUGAAUUAUUCCCCUCGAGCAUUCGGAGCCAAGGAUUUGGGAAUGCAACUGGUCUUGGAAGAGUCGGUAGCAUGCUGUGCAGUUUUAUUAAUCAACUUGACUUGCAACUGGGUCAUGGUGUCCCCGUGAUAAUCUAUGGAGGUGUUCUGUUACUCCAACUUGUUUUAACCUGCUGUUUGCCUGACACUGAUGGUGAGAACCUUGCAGAUGUUGUCCAUUCGGAAGGGGAUAAGUGA
Molecule: messenger RNA, 1731 nt
Organism: Rodentolepis nana
Lineage: Eukaryota; Metazoa; Platyhelminthes; Cestoda; Cyclophyllidea; Hymenolepididae
Source: the annotation of a GenBank genome assembly